AUGAGUCGUUGUUUCGUGGAUAACGCUGGGAAAUUUGAAGACUACAUCGCGUACUGCACAAACUAUCAUAGAAUGAUUGCAACACUUGCGGAAAUGCAACAACUCCCACACAUGGCUGCUGCGUUGGCCCAUCGUCAAACGGCACUCGGACACGCUCUCCCAUUGAGUGCAUAUCUCCUCAAACCAGUUCAACGAAUACUCAAGUAUCACUUGUUCAUAGAGAACAUGUUGAAGCAUUUGCCGAGUACGUUGUCGGCCGACGACUACGCGCUGGUAAAACGGGCUCAUGAGGUGAUGACGUCACAAGCGUCAAGGAUCAACGAUGAAAAGAAACGUGCCGAACAUGCCGAAAGGGUGGAGCAGUUACAGGCGGCCAUUCAAAAGUGGACUGUCGAUAAGGAAGCCGCCAAUCUGUCAGCUUACGGUGAACUCCUUCUCGAGGCUCCGUUCCGUCUAGCGGGCUCGAAGAACACCCGAUUACUGUUCCUUUUCGAGGAGAUGCUGCUGAUAGUGAAACAAAGAAAUUCGAAUUACAUCUGCAAGGACUACAUUAUGUCUUCCAACCUGAUUACGAUGCUGAUGGGAGUAUUCAUUGCGGAGGAACCGCUAGCGUUUCAAGUGUUAUCGUUCGACAAUCCACGUGCUCAGUACAUCUUCCUCGUGAGUAUCUCUACAUAG
This is a messenger RNA of Cooperia oncophora, 678 nucleotides long. The record is from the annotation of a GenBank genome assembly. NCBI's taxonomy places the organism in Eukaryota, Metazoa, Nematoda, Chromadorea, Rhabditida, Trichostrongylidae.